AUGGCUAAGGGCAAGCUGGUGGUUGCGUCCGACCGAGAGAGGAAGAGCGCGCAGUCAAAGGCGAACCAGAUGACGGAUUGGAUCCUGCCUCGCGGAGCUUCCUCUCUCCCUCUCCCCCAACGCCUCGGCCUUGUCGAAUUCAACCACUCCUUCUGCUAG
Molecule: messenger RNA, 159 nt
Organism: Colletotrichum graminicola M1.001
Lineage: Eukaryota; Fungi; Ascomycota; Sordariomycetes; Glomerellales; Glomerellaceae
Exons: 1
Coding region: 1-159 (52 amino acids)
Source: RefSeq, a predicted model, not a curated record